AUCGGAACAUUAUAGAUGUGGGACGGCUGCGAUGGAAAGAUGGCGGUGGCUAUGAUACAAAUGUCAUGCAUGUACCGGGGGAUGAUAGCGGUCAGAGCAACCGGCAUUAGGACGCUGAUUCCCGGGCUGGUCCCGGUGCAGUUCCGGGCCUUUUCAGUGCGAAAGGAACCGGAACUGGAGGAGAACCCGUUUUACAACAAGUACCAGGACAAGAUCCAGAAGCUGCGCAGUGUCAAACCUCAGGAGUACAAGGCCCGAUUUGAGAACCGGCAUGAUUCCAAGAAAGAAGUCCUUGGACAAUCCAAGCAGGCGGAGUUUGUCCGACUCAUGGAGGAGGAGUUUGAGAAAAGAGACAAGAUGGCUGCUGGUGAUGGAGCAUCAGGAGGCUUCACUAAGAACAAGACGUUAGGUUCCAUCCUCAACCUGGAGAUGGUGAAGGAGAAGACGGGUGAGGAGAUUGCUGAGCUUUGGAUGAAAUAUUUUUCAACUAAAGACACGAUCAGCGCCGUCAUCCCGUCUCACAUCUAUGAGGUGAUUCUCAGCAGAUCAAAGUCCUGCUCCAUGUUUCUUUACGCUCUGCCUCAGAAGGAGGGUUAUGAGUUCUUCGUGGGUCAGUGGUCCAGACACGAGCUCCACUUCACCUCCCUCAUAAAUGUCCAGACGCUGGGUGAAAAUGCUCCCAGUCAGCUGAUCCUCUAUCAUUACCCCGACCUACAGCAGGAGAAGGGCGUUGUGCUGAUGACCGCGGAGAUGGACCCCAAGUUCAUAACUGUCCACCAGGCGCAGUGUUUGGCCAAUCAGGUGCAGCUGUUCUACGGCACGCAGAGGCAGGAGACGUACCGGCUGGUGGAGACGUUUAACCACGACCCGACAAACUUUAAACACAUGUCAGUGAUAGCUGAGCUGGAGCAGAGUGGGCUGGGUUCUCCGGCCGCUCCGGGGAGUUCCUGAGACAGACUGAAGGUGGUCGGGAACGUUUCAGACAGGCAUCGUUUUCAUUCGCCACCUUCAUGUGGACACACCUGCUUCUCCUGUGUGCAUCCAGAAUUUAGAAACAUGAACUGAAAGAAGCUCCAGCAGCUUCUCAUGAAGUGGGACGAUCAUCCAGUCAGUGUGGACGUUCUGUAUGUUGCUGCAUCUCCUGCUUCAGACCAGAUCACAGGGACUGUUAGCCCACUGUAUAAACUCCAAAAAACCAUAAAUUACACAGUUAAACUAUCUAAUACUAAAAUGUACCAGAUCAUAACACUGUACCACACUUUUGAUCUUCUCAUGUUGGAAAAAAACCUUUGUUUGGUUUAGCCAGGAGCCUUGCCUCACUGGCCCCGGAGCAGGAAUAUUAAACUCAUUUUAUUUCAGGGGCUACAUUCAGCACAAUUUGAUCUCAGCUGGACCGGACCAGCAAAAUUCAGUUCUGAUAACUAAUUAUUGCUCAUGUUAAACGUUAAACACGUGUUCUGUCAUUUUAAGCGCUGUUUUUGUAAGAGUGUGUAUACACACACACAUGUGUGAUCUACUUGGUCUUUAAAUGAACAGCUGGUGUCUCAGCUUUCAGAGUCUUUGGAUUGAAUUGUUGAAAAACCUGAACAUGCACAGCAGGAUUCCAGCUGCUGGCGUAUUUAACAAGGUAAUAAUCUGAUUAAGCUGUUUACAUGAGCUCCGUUUAGGAUACUUCAUUCCUGUUAACAUGUGAUGGAGCAGUCCCACUGUCACCCUGAACAAAGGAGGUUUAUCUGCAUAUUUUAAGUCUUUAUUUAAUCCAUAAAACAAGAAGCAUCAAUCUCA
Molecule: messenger RNA, 1785 nt
Organism: Melanotaenia boesemani (Boeseman's rainbowfish)
Lineage: Eukaryota; Metazoa; Chordata; Actinopteri; Atheriniformes; Melanotaeniidae
Gene: atpaf1
Product: ATP synthase mitochondrial F1 complex assembly factor 1
Exons: 9
Coding region: 16-951 (311 amino acids)
Biological process (GO): mitochondrial proton-transporting ATP synthase complex assembly
Cellular component (GO): mitochondrion
Source: RefSeq, a predicted model, not a curated record